AAGCUGGCGUGCAAACAAAUGGGAACAAAAGAAACCAGGUUUUGAAGAUUGGACAUGGUGGAACUUUGGACAGUGCAGCGGCAGGAGUUCUGGUGGUUGGUAUUGGAAGAGGAACAAAAAUGCUAAGAACUAUGUUGGCAGGUUCCAAGAAGUACACUGCUAUUGGACUGCUGGGUAAAGCUACUGAUACAUUAGAUGCUACGGGAAAAGUAACUGAAGAAAAACCUUAUGACCAGGUAACAAAAGGAGAUCUUGAAAAUGUGCUGCAGAAGUUCACAGGGGAUAUAAUGCAGGUUCCUCCACUUUAUUCUGCUUUGAAGAAGGAUGGAGAAAGGCUAUCAACUCUGAUGAAGAGAGGAGAAGCAGUUGAAGCAAAGCCUGCUCGCGCCGUCAGAGUGUACAGCCUCUCUCUCCAGCAGUUCCAGCCACCACUGUUCACGCUGGAUGUUGAAUGUGGUGGUGGCUUUUAUGUCAGGAGCCUGGUCAGUGACAUUGGCAAAGAACUCUCUACCUGUGCCACUAUGCAAGAGCUGACCCGGACCAAACAAGGGCCCUUUACGCUAGAGGAGCAUGCCCUUUCUGAAGAGAAAUGGACAAUUGAUGAAAUUGCACGAUCCUUAGAGCAUUGCACGUCUCUUUUCCCGGGAGAGCCAUCUCAUAAAAAAUUGAAGACACAGCAUCCUGGUGAAACUGCUGUGAGCUGCGAAGAUAAGUGAUAAGUUGGGUCAAGGAAAAAGACUGAAUGAUUGAGACAUUUUAAAAUUGGAUUGGGAUUGUCUUGCCUCCUGUGUAAAUUUACAGGCCUGUACUGGGAGGAUGACAAACUGCAGUGCAAGAAGAAUCGUUCUUUUGUUUUCUCGGGUUAAACAUGCACUGAAAAUAUCCAGCUCUUGCUGUUUCCUGAUCUAUUUUCCUUCUUGCACACUGUAAAUGGAUCUGCCACUGAUGUCAAACCUUCAUAAACUUUUAAAGAACUUGUAGGGUGCAAUACCAGCUGGUGUUGCUAAUUCCUCAAUAAAAAAAUUAAAAACCUU
Eurypyga helias (sunbittern) is the source of this 1034-nucleotide messenger RNA. RefSeq names its product TruB pseudouridine (psi) synthase family member 1 (gene TRUB1). Gene Ontology annotation, cellular component: mitochondrion. The annotation marks the transcript as partial. The record is from RefSeq and is a predicted model, not a curated record. Gene Ontology annotation, molecular function: RNA binding; pseudouridine synthase activity. The transcript has 7 exons. Gene Ontology annotation, biological process: mRNA pseudouridine synthesis; tRNA modification. NCBI's taxonomy places the organism in Eukaryota, Metazoa, Chordata, Aves, Eurypygiformes, Eurypygidae.